AUGAAGAUCGCUGUCCUCACAUCGGGUGGCGACAGCGCAGGCAUGAACGCCGUCGUGCGCUCAGUCGUUAAAACUGGUAUUCUCAAAGGAUGCGAGAUGUUCGUCGUGCGUGAAGGCUACGAAGGUCUCGUUCGCGGAAAUGCCGAUGGCCUGCGGGUGGACCCCGUCAUCAUCCACAACCUCGAACAAAUCAUUCAAAAGCCUUCUCUUAUCCAAAAUGAUCCCGAUAAGAACCUACUGCACAAUUUACGCUUCGGGGACGGGGAUUUGUUGAAAGACGGAACGAGUGAGUGGGUGGGUGGAAGAACUCUCAAAGGAAGGUACAUUGUUAGGGUUGGAUGGGACGAUGUCAGAGGCUGGUUUGCAGAGGGAGGCACAUUGAUUGGCACAGCCAGGUCAAAGACUUUCAGGACUCCCGAAGGCCGAACUGCCGCCGCCCACAACCUUAUCAAAGAGGGCAUACAUGCGCUCGUCGUCUGUGGAGGAGAUGGCUCCCUCACAGGUGCAGACGUCUUCAGAUCCGAGUGGCCUCAGCUCGUCGCCGAUCUGCAUUCGCAAGGCAAGAUCACUGACGAACAACGGGCAGCCCACACCCAUCUCCGUAUCGUGGGACUGGUGGGAUCCAUCGACAAUGAUAUGUGCAUGACAGACACGACCAUCGGCGCUCCCACUGCUCUCCAGCGUAUCUGCGAAGCCAUCGACAACAUUAACUCGACCGCAUACAGCCACUCCCGUGCUUUCGUCGUCGAAGUGAUGGGCAGGGAUUGUGGUUGGUUGGCGUUGAUGGCGGGCAUCGCCGGUGGCGCUGACUUUAUCUUCAUUCCUGAACGCCCUCCCUAUAAAAUGCCAUGGGAGGACGAGAUGUGUGCAAAGAUCCACCGUCAUCGUGAAGUUGGGAAACGGAAGACCAUCGUCAUCGUAGCUGAGGGGGCGCAGGACUCCGACCUUAACCCUAUCCGCGCUGAGUAUGUCAAGGAAGUGCUUACAGAGAGGCUUGGGCUAGAUACCCGUGUCACCACCCUCGGCCAUACCCAACGAGGAGGCAGACCUUGCGCGACUGAUCGAAUUCUGCCUACGCUUCAGGGCGUCGAAGCCGUCGAAGCAUUGCUCGAGUCUACGCCCGAGACUCCCUCGUAUAUGAUUGGUGUGCACGAGAAUAAGAUCGCACGGGUGCCGUUGAUGGAGGCGGUGGCUCUAACAAAGGCUGUCGGACAGGCUGUCAGGGACAAGGACUUUGACAAGGCUAUGGAAUUGAGAGGCCCUGAGUUUGGGGAAGCAUUGGAAGGAUUCAUGGCAACGUCGUCCUUGUACGUAGAGUCGGACAAGCUACCUCAAGAACAGCGGAUACGUGUGGGCAUCAUCCAUAUGGGAGCGCCCGCUGGCGGUAUGAAUGCAGCGACCCGUGCUGCGGUGCGAUACUGCCUCCGACAAGGACAUACACCACUGGCUGUACACAAUGGGUUCCGUGGAUUGUUGGACGACAACGUUGACGAGCUGUCAUGGCUCGGCGUUGAUGCGUGGAUGGCGCGAGGAGGAUCUGAACUCGGUACCAAUCGCGCAUUACCCUCCAUUGAUAUUGGGGGGAUGGCAUCAAAGUUCCAGGAGUUCAAUUUCCAAGCUGUUUUGAUCAUUGGAGGGUUUGAGGCAUUCAAUGCUUUGUUGCUGCUCGAGGAAGGAAGGAAGCAUUAUCCUGCAUUCCACAUUCCGAUGGUUCACCUUCCGGCGACGAUUAGCAACAACGUUCCGAUGACGGAGUAUAGUCUGGGAAGCGAUACAAGUUUGAAUGCACUAGUGGAUGCAUGCGAUGCGAUUAAGCAGAGUGCAAGUGCGAGCCGUGACCGAGUGUUCGUUGUUGAGACGCAAGGCGGCAAGUGUGGGUAUCUUGCAGCUAUGGGGGCAUUGGCGGUUGGUGCAAAUAUAGUGUAUACACCCGAAGACGGGAUCAAUCUAGACAUGCUGAGGAGGGACGUGCGAUUCUUAAAGACGAGGUAUACCUUGGAUCCUCCAGGCCGGAGUGAAGGACGACUGGUAAUCAGGAGCGAAGCGUCAUCAAGUGUAUACACGACGACAUUUAUUACAAAAAUGUUGCAGGAGGAGGGAGGAGCAUUGUUCGAUGCGCGAUCUGCUUCGCUUGGGCAUACACUGCAAGGUGGCAUCCCAUCGCCAAUGGACCGAGCGCGGGGAGUACGGCUUUCGCUCAAGUGCAUGGCGUUCCUGGAGCAACAUCACGCCGUCUUGCAAAAGCAGCCGGCACACAAGUCACGACAUGCAAGUGGGUCGUCUGCGGCGGUUAUUACGAUCCAAGGGAGCUCUGUGACGAUGGUUCCUGUGCGGGAGAUGGUUGAGCAUGCAGAUAUGGGUAACCGACGAGGUAAAGUAGCGUGGUGGAGAGGUGUCAAGGAACUUGAGGAAGAGCUCGUUGGGCGAAGUCACUUCAUUGGCUUGCGGGUGUAA
Molecule: messenger RNA, 2454 nt
Organism: Laccaria bicolor S238N-H82
Lineage: Eukaryota; Fungi; Basidiomycota; Agaricomycetes; Agaricales; Hydnangiaceae
Product: 6-phosphofructokinase
Exons: 12
Coding region: 1-2454 (817 amino acids)
Biological process (GO): fructose 6-phosphate metabolic process; canonical glycolysis; fructose 1,6-bisphosphate metabolic process
Cellular component (GO): mitochondrion; cytoplasm; 6-phosphofructokinase complex
Molecular function (GO): 6-phosphofructokinase activity; identical protein binding; AMP binding
Source: RefSeq, a predicted model, not a curated record